Triticum turgidum subsp. durum (durum wheat) is the source of this 1278-nucleotide messenger RNA. Lineage: Eukaryota; Viridiplantae; Streptophyta; Magnoliopsida; Poales; Poaceae. The record is from the annotation of a GenBank genome assembly.
AUGGGCUUGGGCCCGAGGUGGUCGCCGUGGGCGGCGUUGCCGUUCUCUCCUCGAUCUCGCAAGGGAGGCGGAGGGGGAUGGGGAUUGGGAGGGCUCAAGGCCAUCGGUUGGAUCCUCUUCGCCGGCGUCUCCUUCCGUCUGCUCUGCUCCUUCUCUUCCUCUUCGUCUCUGUCGCCGGAUAUCAAGGAAGAAUCUGACGUGGAUACUACUUGCAUAGGAAAAUGUGACCUUUUCAAUGGAGAGUGGCUACCGAAUCCCUCUGGCCCAGCCUAUACAAAUUCAAGUUGUCGAUUUAUUGAUGAUCACCAAAAUUGUAUGAUGAAUGGUAGACCAGACACUGGAUAUCUUCACUGGAGGUGGAAACCUUAUGAAUGUGAUUUGCCACCGUUUGAUGAAAUUAGAUUUCUAGGUGCUAUGAGGAACAAAGCAUGGGGCCUUAUUGGUGACUCCAUUCUUCGUAACCAAGUCCAGUCCUUGAUAUGCCUUCUGUCUAAGGCCGACGAACCUGUUGAGGUCUACCAUGAUAAAGAAUUCAAAAAUAGGAGAUGGCACUUCCAAUCAUACAACUUCACUGUGUCCCUCGUUUGGGCUCCCUUCCUCGUCAAAUCAGAGGUUUUUGAAAAUGAGAAUGGCGAGUCCACUUCCGAGAUCCAGCUUCACCUUGACAUACUUGAACCAACCUGGAUAAGUCAGUACGAGAGGUUUGACUAUGUUGUGAUUGCCGGUGGACAGUGGUUUCUUAAGACUGCGGUCUACUGGGAGAGUGGUAAGGUGUUAGGCUGUCAUCAUUGCCAGGACAAGAACCUAACUGAAGUCGGGUUUGAGCACUUGUAUCGCAGGACUUUACAAGAGGUACUCAAAUUCAUCACCUCGGCACACCAUAAGCCAGUUGUCCUCUUCAGAACAUGGGCGCCUGAUCACUUUGAGAACGGCGAGUGGUUCAGCGGUGGAACCUGUAACAGGGUAUUGCCUUACAAGAAGGGAGAGUACGGUGGGAAAUACAUGGAACAUAUCAUGAGGGGGAUCGAGCUUGAGGAGUUCAACAAGGCCGUAACAGCGGCCAAUAGCUCAAGGGAUGUGGUGAAACUGAAGCUCUUGGACACUUACAGCAUUUCGUCCAUGAGACCUGACGGCCAUGCUGGUCCUUACAGGAUGUUCCAUCCAUUUGCACAGGGCAACAAGGAUGGCUCAUCGGUUCAGAAUGAUUGCCUGCAUUGGUGCGUGCCAGGGCCCAUCGACGCCUGGAACGAUCUGAUUAUGAAGCUGGUUCUCAACUGA